AUGCCAACGUCUUGCAAGAAUUCUACCUACCUAGCUUCAGCUCAUUUUCUAGAAUCCGGCUGUCAUAUUGGUUCAAUAUGUAUGAUUAAUUUUUCGAGUUACACUUUAUUUUUGAUCUAUAAAAAGUCAUCAGAAGCGAUGAGAUCCAGUGUUCCUUUUAUGAUAAAUUUGCAUCUUUGGACAAUGUUUUGUGAUUUAACAUGGGGUGUAUUGAUACUCCAAUGUUUUUCAUGCCGGUUAUAGCAGCACAUGGCUCGGGACUAUUACUAUAUAUCACGACAGAUGUAACAGUUUUAAUCUGGCUUCCGUUUGCGUCUUUGGGAGGUGAGCAAUAAUUUACGGAUUUUGAGAUGUUCAAGAUUAUGUGUGGAUAAUGUUGUGCUUUCCGAAAAAUCUUUCCUUUACGCCUUCAGAGCUACUGUUUCAUUUCGUAGCUUACAACAUUCCUUUAUUAACCUCAAAAUAAUUCUACCCUUACUAUUCUUAGGUAUGGUAGCUUCCGUAGUCCACCUAUUCGAGAUACGCCACCAAGCAAUCGUCACCAACAGCAGAUUUGUCAUGAGACGAAAAUGGACUCGUCGGAUAUAUUACACUAUUUUCUCCGUUCAACUUAUCAAUUUCGGGCUUCCAGAAAUACUUACAGUACCUGACGAUCAAGUGAAAGCUAAACAAGAUGCAUUUCAAAAGUUUCCGUGUCUUCCUCCAAUAUUUUUUGAUGAAAAGUCAUCGGUUUUUCAAAAAGAUGCAAAAUUAUUCAACCCACAUAUGCAUAUAACAUGUCUGGUUUUUGGCGGGCUGGUCGCAUUUUAUUGUAUUCUACUAUACUGUGGCACCUGAUUCCACAGAACAAUCCAUCAAUUUCCCCUACAACUCGGAGAAUGCUCAAAAACUUUUUUAUUUCAAUGUGUAUUCAAGUGGCUAUUCCACUAUUUGUAAUAUAUCUCCCAAACUUGUAUUGGAAUAUAUCCAUUAGCUUAGACUACUAUUCUCAGGAACUGAAUAAUAUAAGCAUUAUUCUAUUCACCCUUCAUGGUACAUCGUCUUCAAUUGCAACGAUUUUUAUCUACAAGCCGUAUAGAGUUUACACGAAGAACUUGCUACUUUACAGUUAGAUUUGGAAUGAGAGAACUAAAUCUAAUAAUUAUAUGUUUCAGAAAUAUUAAGACUACCGGAACGAUAG
Messenger RNA from Caenorhabditis elegans, 1180 nucleotides. The record is from the annotation of a RefSeq genome assembly. Lineage: Eukaryota; Metazoa; Nematoda; Chromadorea; Rhabditida; Rhabditidae.